ACUGAGUUGCUGACGGAAAUGUCCUCGCUUACAAAAAGAAAAUAAACAAAUCAAAUUUUUGCAUAAAUUAUACAGCUUAAUAAUCAACCAAAUGAUGUUUAUAUUCUUUUAAUUGACCUCUAUUGUGAUAAUUUAUAUAUUGUAAUGAGUGAGAACAAAGCUAAUUAGUGAAAAUAAAAUGAUCAACAGAUAAUUAACUUGUUCAAUCAUGACUGGUCACGCAGUGGUUGUGUGGGAAUAUGAAAUUAGGUCAGGUUAUUGGAAGCCCUACAGCCCAGCAGUUAGUCAACACCUGGAAAGGGCUAAAGGAAAACAGUUAACUCGAGUAAUUUUAUCUGAUGCUGAUCCAACAUUACAAAAUUAUUUCAUUAAUCUCAGAACUUUAACCCAAGAACUAGAGGAUUCGGAUAUAGUGGUUCCAGUUAGACGAAAAUGCUAUUCACCCUCUUCUCCAGCUGGUAAGGGUGCAAGAUGGGAGUGUUCUGGCUCUGAACACAACCAAGAAUGGCAUCCUUUUGAUAUGGAUAUUCAGUGUCUAAUAGAAGACGCCUGGGCAAAGGGGAACCAAAUGUUAGAUAUGAGUAAAACACACUUGGGAUUUCCUUAUUUAAUUAAUUUUAGCAAUUUAACUCAAAGAUGGUUAACUAAUGGAUAUAUACGUAAUGUGAGAAGGAUAAAACAAGCUCCAUAUCCAUUAGUUAAAGUGAAACUUGAAGAAUUGGCACCAGUUGCAGGGCGAAGAUGCUCAAAUACAAGGAAUGCAUCAAAACCAAAUAAUUCUACACAGAGUCAAGGCACCAAAGUGAUAGGUAGUAGUGCAAUUUUAAAUCAAACAGAUAACAAUAAGAAAUCAACCAGUAAAAAAAAAUCAAAUACUAAAGUAAAAUCUGGAAAUGACAACACUACAAAUUUAGCAAGACAAAUUCUAAAUAAUCUGAACAUAUUUGGACAUAAAUCCAACACUACACCAAUAUUCCAAAAUACGGAAAACAAAACUUUAUUAGAUGCAGAUAGUAGCAGUACAAAAUCAGGAAGAAGGCCUAGCCUAGACACUGUCUCAACUUACUUGAGCCAAGAGAGUAGAGAAAGUCAAGCUACAGCUUCAACUGCAGAUUUAAUAAAUUGCAGCGGUAGUGAUGAUGGAGUAGUAGAAGAUUUACCUUCAAUAAUAGGUUUAGACCCAGCAAGUGCUACAAUAUCCCGUUUUGUUCGAAUUUCAAAAUCAAGUGAAUGGGCGCCUAGGCAACCUUGUCCAGUUUGUAGACAGCCACUCAAACCUGAUGUAGUAGUGAUUGCUCUUCCUUGUAAUCAUGUAUUACAUCUAGAUUGCUUAAACUAUGCUUUAAAUGAGCAACAAGAGACAGGUUCACAUUUACAUAUUCAAUGUGCUGUUUGUGGAUGUAUAUAUGGAGAAAAACAUGGAAAUCAACCACCUGGAACAAUGGAAUGGAGGAGAGUAGAAAGAAGUUUACCUGGCCAUCCCAAUUGCAGGACAAUUCAGAUUAUUUAUAACAUCCAAUCUGGAAUUCAAGGUCCUGGACAUCCUAAUCCUGGCAGAGAGUAUUAUGCUGUGGGAUUUCCAAGAGUUGCUUACCUUCCCGAUAAUCCCAAAGGGAGAAAAGUUUUAAGGUUACUAAACACAGCUUGGCACCGAAAACUCAUUUUUACAGUAAGUAGGUCCCAUACCACUGGCUGUGAAGAUGUAGUAUCUUGGAACAUUCCUCAUAAGACUGAAAUUGGUCCGAAUACCAAUGGCCAUAGUUAUCCAGAUCCUGCUUAUAUUAAUAAUGUUAUAAGAGAAUUGGAGGCGUUAGGAGUUGUUGAGGAAGAAACUUAUAAAAGAUAACGUUUAUCUGAGUCGAGCUUCUUUUUGGUCAGUAGUUUAUGUGAGAUAUAAAAAGGUUAAUUUUGAAUAUGUUAUAUCACAAUAGAAAUUGAAGAUUUUAUAGGUAAAUCAUAUGCUCUUUGUAAUGUAUACAAAAAUUCACAGCCAUAUUAAUUACUGAGACAUUAAUGAGUUAUUACAGGUUUCUAGUACAGUUUUACUUAAUUACAAAAACGUUCUGAAAAUUAAAAAGGUUGGUUUCUAUUAUUUGCUAUUCAUAUUUAUGAAGUAAAGAACUUUAAAAAAGUCUUGAAGGCUGAUUAAUAACUAUAUUUUAUGUAUGAAAAAAUUGAACCCGAAUAUAUUUUAAUAAGAUGUAUUUUGUAUAUUUGUAAAGCAUUUAUACGAUUAGUAGUUAGCUAUUUAGUCAAACAUAUUUUAUUGAGAUAAUAAUUGACACUAUGAAGAACAUUUUGAUUAAAUUGAAAUGAAUUAAUUCACAGAUAUCAAUUUGCUUACUUCAGCUGGAGAUUAGGCAUUAUUUUCUCAUUGAACUGUAGAAAAUUAGAUCUGUUCCUUUUAAUGCAAUUAAUCAAACAAUAAGCAUCUUAUGCCAAAUACAGAAAUAAAUUUUACGUAUCCUAUUUCAAAAUUUAAAAAAACUUACUGGUAGAUUAUUGAUACAAUUAAUACGAUUUCCGACAUUGCUCUUUUAAUAUUUUUUUAGUUUCCACUUCUUAAACUUUUAUAUAUAUUUCGUGAUGAUUUGUCAUAUAGGUGUUAAAUCAGACAGCAAAUCCAAAAUAUGCCUAGUAAGAGUGUGCAUUUAUUUUUCACAAAAUUACGAUCUCAAACUAUCUAAGAACUGCAAGACCAGGUCAGUUAUUGCAUUCUCUUAAUAUCAAUUUGCAAAAUUUCAAAAAUUUUCUAGUCGCGAGAGACAUAUUUUUAACAAGAUUUUUUAGUACUUGAUAAGUUUCAGCUUAAUAUCGAAUUAUGAAGGGAUUCAUAAAAAGUUGUGUCUUUUUUACUUUGCUCUCAACUAACUGUAAUAAGAAUAUAAUUUUAGAUCUUUGAGUGUUUACAAAAGGCCAAUAUUUUUUGUGACUAAGUAAAUUGAAACCAGAUUUAAUUUAGCUUUGAAUCUAUUACAGUCAACAUAGUCAGAAGUACACAAUAUUUGUUCAAUAAUUUUAAGACAAAAAAGGCAGAAUAACUCAACCAGAAUGUAUUCAUCAGCAAUCAAUAAAUCACUUUCCAAAGAGUUUUGCUCAAAAAAAAUCUUGUUUCUGAAAUUGAAAAAAUGUUUCAAUAUUUUGUCACUUGAAAACCACAGUACAUUUAAAAUUCUCUAUAAUCAUUGGUUUCUUUAAAUAAAAUGUUGAAUCCAAGCUUUAAAUAUAUGUAAUGUAUGCAAUGUACUCAGUUGGAUCUAAAAUAUCAUUCAACUCCAUGGCUUUUGCUCAGGGCUUCCAAUGGAUACAUCCAAUGAUAUAAAGAUAGUUUUUGAUAAAAAAAAUUUGAAAUACUAUUAAUUCGUUUCUAGUUAUUGCAAGUGUACCAACGACAUAUCAUUUUGCCUCUUAGUAAACCUGUCAUCUUAGGCCAAAUUAGGUGAAUAAUUCGGAAAAUCGACAUACUCAGUGUAUAAAAAUUUGUAUUUUGGCAUCUGAAAACUAUUCUCAAAAUUCAUAUAUAAUUGGAUGGUCCCAAGUUUUGAAAUCAAUUCAUUUUUUACAAAUACCUCGUUUUCUAUAGGUUUUACGCUAUUUGUAUUUAUUAUCAGUAUUGUAGAAAAUUCAAUUCUCUACAACUUUUAUACUGAAAAUUUUUUAUGCCUUAAACUGUUUUCGAGAUAGAGGGCGUAGAGUGCGCGGUCAGAGAAUUAUCUGAGGUCAACUGGUAGUCCCAGUAAAAAAUUCGUAAUAUUAAGGUUAUAUUUAUUACUAAAUAUACAGGGUGUUUGAAAACUUUCGCAUGCGAGUUAUAUCACUGCAUUAAGCGAAAAAAAUCGAUUAAAAAUCUCCAAACAAUCACAUGUCUAUAACGCAUAGAUUAAUCGCAAAUUAACAAUAAGGUUUAGCCAAUCAAAGCUUGUGGAACGUUUAAGUUCGAUUUUUUUUCGCUUAAUGCAGUGAUAUAACUCGCAUGCGAACGUUUCGUAACAACCAAUAUAAUUAUAAUUUCUUAUAACCUUUACAUUAAAUUCAAUCUAUCUAAAAAUGAUAAAUUUAUAAAUUACAUUGUAAUUAUAUUCUCAUUUACACUUAUAGCAUUCGAAGUAGAAAAUAAUUAAGUACAUCUUAUUUAAAAUCCGUAAACUUACUGCAGCAUCUGAAGAAGAAAACUGUCCGGUUCAUAGAUAAUUUAAGAGUGAAAUGCAAACCUUAUCAGCAGUUCAUAAUGCUCCAAAUCAGUGGAUAGUAUGGAUCAUCUCCGUUAUGUACUAUAUGUCAAGUCCACAAAUCUAACCAAUAUACCUGUGCAGUUAUCAAAUAUUCCACCGAGUGGAGCAGCUGCAGGAAUGGAGUUGGACAAUGUGUAACGAAUUCCUGGAACCUAUGACUAUAUUCUGUAACUGCAAAAGUGGCUGUGUCUCAAGAUGUGGAUGCAGAAAAGCGGGGUUACAGUGCUCUUUACCUUGUGGCCAGUGUAAUUGACAAGCUUGUCUCAAUGCUGUACCAUAUCAAACCGAUAUUAAUGAUAAUAGAAACUUUGACCCAGAAAUCAUGAAUGACUUGGAGACAAAGGUCGUUGAAGAGGAACUUGAAAUUCUGCAGCAGGGGGACGAUUAUGAAAAAGGAGAUGAAGAAGAAUUGAAUUAAAAUUAGAACUUGUUCUCUAAAUUUUUAUUAAUUUUGACUAUAAUAAAUCUAUAAAAUGACAUUGAAUGAAAAAAUUAAUUUAAAAUUUAUUUCUUUUCUUCCUUAUUUAUAUAGAAAGUCAUUAGUAUAAAUAGAUUAGAAUUAAAAUAUAACAAAUAGAUUUAGGAUGCUAAAAUACAAAUUUUUACGUGGUAAUAUACUGGGUAUGUCGAUUUUCCACCUAUAAUGAGUGGAAUAUUAUAUCAAUGGGUAUGGAAAAUACAUUUCUUCCUUGUCUGUGUAUCUAGACAGAAAAAUUCUAGUAAAUCUUGCAAUGAAUUCUAAUUUUUGUCGAAAAAAUGCAUUCAAAUAGUCAACAAACAUCUACUCAUCAUUUUCUGUAGUCUGAGACAACAAUGAUGCAUUUUAAAGCAUGUAUUCAUUCAUUGUUGUAUCUAGUUAAUUUUUAGGAGAGCAAAUGUUGUUGCAUUUCAUAUUUUUCUUGUAUUUUUUUAUAUGUUUAUACAAUUUUAUAUUAUUGUAAAUGUGCUUAUUCAGUAGUAACAUUUUUAUGUAUUUCCUUAGCGCAAAUUAUUUUUCUCAUCUUCAUUUAUUGGUAUUAAUUAUUCUAAUGUCGGAAGAAUCGUCAUUCUGAAAAAAUGCCUUUCAAUUUGUAGUUUUAAAUCUAGAUUAGAAUAUGCAUGAAUGACUGGUUAAUAAAUUUUCAAUUGUUCUAUUUAUAACUCUCUCUGAAAUACACUAAUGUAAAAGGUAUUUAAUAGUUCAGUCAGUCUCGAAAUUUUAUAUUAAUGCAAACUAAAUUCACGUUUGUAACAGUUUCAUAACUUUCAAAAAGUUGAAAUUUGGAAAAAAAUCUGUCUUAAUCUGGAAUUUGAAUUUUUUUUAUUCCCUUUAUAAGAGUAUUGGUAAAAGCAACUUCAAUGUAAUAGUCACUUAAUUGGAGGGUGCUAACAAAAAUAUAUAUCUUCAAAUAAUAAACAGCUAGUAAUAGGAGAAAAAUAUUGUAAUUUUAUUGUUAUGAAGAAAUGCAUUGAGAGUAUUUUUUUAAAUAUGUAGGUCAAAAUACGGUACUUGCUACUUUUUUAAAAAGUAUUUAUUUUUUUGUUUGUUUUAUAAGUUUUUGAUAUGAAAUAAUGUCAGAAAGUAAAAUAUUUAAUGAAAAACGAAAAAAUAAUAUUUAAAGAAUUGCAAAACGCAAAAAUUUCACAUUUUCAACUACAUAAGAAAACUAUUCUCAUUAGUUUUCAGUUGUAACGUCAUUUAAUUAUGAUUACGAGGUUAUCGUUGCCGGCAACAUAGCGUGUGUCGUUAUAAUUCAGUUUUUAUUUAUUAAUUACGUAUAAAUCAAACAUUUUUCUAUAUAUCAAGUAAAUAAAAUGAAUAAACCUUUUAUAGAUUAAGUUUUUAUAUUAUUACAUAAUGACGUUAAAAAUUAAAAACAUAAUAAACUUAAUUACUAUAAAAUAUUAAAAUAAGUUUAAUUCGAAUUUUACUUACAUCAAAAUAAUCCUGGCAACAAAAAUAAUUAUAUCUCACGGGAAGAACAAACGCCUUCAAACCAUUUUUGUUGUAUAUUCGAAUUUCUUGGCAUCAUAAGUUUGAUAAUAACGCUUAUUUUAGAAUAAUCGAGAGAAUUACUUGUAUCAUAUGUUCAGUGUUCAUUUUAUACCUAUGAGGUUACACAAUUUGGCAGCCUUACCGAAAUAUUUAAGCUACCUACAAAAUUUUUUGUCAAUAAAUAAUUGUCAAAGAUUUUUAAAAAAUUAUAAUUGAAGUUGUGUAUAAACUAACCAAAACUAUUUUUUUCUCUAAUCAUGCAAGUUCCUCAUACUAUUGAAUUGCUAUAAGUUUUGAAGAAGCUUUUCAUAAAUUACCUCCAAUAUUUUGAAAGAGAAACUGUUCAAACAUAUUGUUGCAAUUUAUUUUAUGUGUGAUAUUAUUUUGCAAUAUUAUUUUGAUUUUAAAAUGUUUAUUUUAUUUUGUAGUCUACAAAUUCUCAUUAUUUGUAUUGUUUAUUUUUCAUUUUUAUUGUUUUUAUGUAUAGAUAUACUAGCCAUAUAUACAGUAUUGUACCCUAAAUAAUUAACAUGUAAAAAAUUCUUUUUAACGAUACUCUUUUAGUACAAACUAUGUUGUAAGUAUGAGACUUUUAUGUUUCAUUCCAAAUGAAUAAAUUUAUGCCAAACAUUUUUUAAUCUUCUAUUC
Diorhabda carinulata is the source of this 6855-nucleotide messenger RNA. It is a transcript of the gene dx, whose product is annotated as protein deltex. Gene Ontology annotation, cellular component: nucleoplasm. Gene Ontology annotation, biological process: protein ubiquitination; Notch signaling pathway. Gene Ontology annotation, molecular function: ubiquitin protein ligase activity; zinc ion binding. The record is from RefSeq and is a predicted model, not a curated record. NCBI's taxonomy places the organism in Eukaryota, Metazoa, Arthropoda, Insecta, Coleoptera, Chrysomelidae. The coding region runs from base 209 to 1846 and encodes 545 amino acids. The transcript has 7 exons.